This is a messenger RNA of Nematolebias whitei (Rio pearlfish), 903 nucleotides long. RefSeq names its product cytosolic sulfotransferase 3-like. Bases 4 to 903 code for a protein of 299 amino acids. Gene Ontology annotation, molecular function: sulfotransferase activity. Gene Ontology annotation, biological process: sulfation. Gene Ontology annotation, cellular component: cytoplasm. Lineage: Eukaryota; Metazoa; Chordata; Actinopteri; Cyprinodontiformes; Rivulidae. The transcript is spliced from 8 exons. The record is from RefSeq and is a predicted model, not a curated record.
AACAUGUCACUAAAUCCUGAGAAGGUGACUGUGCCUCGACCUGAGCUCUUUGAUUUUCACGGUGUCUGGAUGGCUCCUAAUUUUACGGACAACUGGGAAAAUGUUCAAAAAUUUGAGGCCAGACCAGAUGAUAUUCUCAUUGCAACGUACCCCAAAGCAGGGACCACGUGGGUCUCAUACAUCUUGGACUUGCUGUAUUUUGGUCAGACGAGUCCAGAGCGGCAGACGUCCAUCCCCAUCUACGAGAGAGUGCCCUUUAUGGAACUUUUCAUCCCGGGAAAGGUUUCAGGAAAAGAUCUUGCGGACAAUCUCCCCACCACCCCUCGACUCAUCAAAACACAUUUUCCUGUCCAGUUUGUGCCAAAAACCUUUUGGGAACAAAACUGUCGGAUCAUCUAUGUGGCCCGCAACGGCAAAGACAACAUGGUUUCCUACUUCCACUUUGAUACCAUGAACAGUACCCAACCAGAGGCUGGAACCUGGAACAACUACUUCCAGAGAUUCAUUCAGGGAAAGAUGAUGUACGGCUCCUGGUACGACCAUGUGAGGAGUUGGUGGAAGAAGAAAGAGACCUAUCCAAACCUUCAUUAUAUGUUCUACGAAGAUUUGAUUGAGGACACUCAACAAGAAAUAGACAAACUCUGCUCAUUUCUUGGCUUGUCUCCUUCAGCUGAGAUCACAGAAAUGGUUGUGAGUGGAGUGCAGUUUGAUAAAAUGAAAAAUAAUCAGAUGGCAAAUUAUUCCAAUGUCCCAUUCAUGGAUUUCAACAUCUCCCACUUCAUGAGGAAAGGAAAAGUUGGUGACUGGAAGAAUCACUUCACUGUAGCUCAAAAUGAAGAAUUUGAUGAUGACUACAAGAAAAAGAUGAAGGAUUCCACUCUGCAGUUCCGCAAUGAAAUUUAA